Molecule: messenger RNA, 2107 nt
Organism: Pimephales promelas (fathead minnow)
Lineage: Eukaryota; Metazoa; Chordata; Actinopteri; Cypriniformes; Leuciscidae
Gene: napbb
Product: N-ethylmaleimide-sensitive factor attachment protein, beta b
Biological process (GO): intracellular protein transport; SNARE complex disassembly; synaptic transmission, glutamatergic
Cellular component (GO): vacuolar membrane; terminal bouton; synaptobrevin 2-SNAP-25-syntaxin-1a complex
Molecular function (GO): soluble NSF attachment protein activity; syntaxin binding
Source: RefSeq, a predicted model, not a curated record
UUAAUGAACGCUAUGACAGUAUAAUCCCCGCUGCUUUAGUGGCAGCGCGAGAGAAGCUACUAGCAGAUAAGCGAAAAUAUAUUCUAUCGUUUAUCUGUUCAUUUAACCACAGAAGUAAUGGACAAUUCCGGUAAAGAAAAGGAGGCAAUUCAGCUUAUGGCUGACGCCGAUAAAAAAGUGAAGUCUUCCGGCUCUUUUUUAGGAGGAAUGUUUGGGGGAAAUCAGAAAGUGGAAGAGGCUUGUGAGAUGUACGCCAGAGCGGCCAACAUGUUCAAAAUGGCCAAAAACUGGAGUGCUGCAGGCAAUGCUUUCUGUCAGGCGGCCAGACUUCACAUGCAGCUUCAGAAUAAGCACGAUUCGGCCACCAGCUACGUCGAUGCGGGAAACGCCUUCAAGAAGGCAGAUCCACAUGAGGCUAUCAAGUGCUUAAACGCAUCCAUUGAUAUUUACACAGACAUGGGAAGAUUCACCAUCGCAGCCAAGCAUCAUAUCACAAUCGCUGAGGUGUACGAGUCCGAGCUGGUGGACAUUGAGAAGGCGAUCGCUCAUUAUGAACAAGCUGCUGACUAUUACAAAGGAGAGGAAUCCAACAGCUCUGCAAACAAGUGUCUGCUGAAGGUGGCUUCAUACAGCGCUCAGUUAGAACAGUACGCCAAAGCAAUAGAGAUUUAUGAGCAGGUUGGAUCCAACACCAUGGACAAUCCCCUUCUGAAAUACAGCGCCAAAGAAUACUUCUUCAAAGCUGCUUUGUGUCACUUCAUCGUGGACGAGCUAAACGCAAAGCUCGCUAUUGGAAAGUAUGAAGAGAUGUUUCCAGCCUUCUCAGAUUCAAGAGAAUGCAAACUUCUAAAGAAACUUCUAGAGGCCCAUGAGGAGCAAAACGCAGAGGCUUUCACAGAAGCGGUGAAGGAGUUUGACUCCAUCUCACGCCUGGACCAGUGGCACACCACCUUGCUCCUGCGGAUCAAGAAGACCAUUCAGGGCGACGAGGAGGGGGACCUCAAAUGAUCUGGACCACCCACUGCAUGGCACACUCUUUCCCCACGUCCAUUUCACAUCAGUUUUGUGCAAUGGCCAAGUCCAGGUUUCCCAAAACAGUAUGUCAAAAUGUAUUGCUACAACAUUUCUAGAGAAUAUACUUCUAAGCCUGUACUGUUAACAUUGAUAUCCAGUUAUAUAAUAUAGCACAUAUCAAAAUUUAGCACAGCAGUUGAAAGAUGUGCUCUGGUUUCCCUGUUGCGUUACGAGGAUAUUUCUGGAAACACGGAGCGAACUGGUUCGUGAGAUUUAAGGGAGUUUGAGAUAGUCCUCUGGUUAUUUCGCAACAGUCACUGAAUUGUAACGUGCUAGAGCUGCAUGAAUUGUACAGAUAUAAUUAUCGAGUCAGUGCUGCAGGAUCGUGUGUUUUGAAUAAUGUUAUUUAGACAUUGUCUUUAUUUGUGCAGUUUUUGUAGUCUGCUCACACUAGUUGGCAUGCAGGCCUCAACGCAGCUGUCGUCCAUGUCUCAUUUUAAUCAGACAUUCAUGCAGCGCUGAGAAUUUCACUUUCCCAUAAUCCACCAUUUUGAAUUGGAGUUUAAAUUCUUACAAAACAAUGUCUUAAUCAUGUCAUACCUGAUGGAAAUGAUUUCUUUUUAAUCGACUUUUGGAUUGUUUUCUUAAAUAUAUAUUUAUUUAAUUUAAUUAUUAUCUGAAAUAUUAUUAUUAUUAUUACUGUAAUGAUAUUAUAAAUAUUAUAAACAUUAUUAUUCUCAUAACAUUAGUUAAAAUCCAUUUAACUAUCUAUUUUUACACCGUCUGUUAAAUCUCCAUCAGCAAAGCAAUUGAUGCGUUUGUAAAAUCCUUGUAUAACCUUAUUAACAUGCUCUAUGUGUGUGUCGUGUUGUGAAUACAAAGCUCAUGUACUCUCCACUCCUGUGGUCUUUAGCAGCGCAUGUCAUUCUGUGUUUCACGUGUCGUGACGUCUGUAUUUUACCAUAUUCUAGAGUUUUUAAGAAGCCAUGAAGACGUACCAAACAAUGUACUUUCCCACAGAGCAGCUGAUGUCUUUACUGAAUGUCUGUGAGAAUGUACAGAAAUAAAAACCCAUAUUCAAUUGGGUACAUGA